Messenger RNA from Stegostoma tigrinum, 14109 nucleotides. RefSeq lists its product as uncharacterized. The transcript has 77 exons. NCBI's taxonomy places the organism in Eukaryota, Metazoa, Chordata, Chondrichthyes, Orectolobiformes, Stegostomatidae. Gene Ontology annotation, biological process: lipid transport. Gene Ontology annotation, molecular function: lipid carrier activity. The coding region runs from base 66 to 12386 and encodes 4106 amino acids. The record is from RefSeq and is a predicted model, not a curated record.
CCAGCGCCGGAACAGGCGCUACACUGCUCCCAACUAUCCCCUGGUGCGUCCCUCUUGUGACAGCGAUGAGGCUGCGGGCAGUUUUCUGCCUCUGGGUGGCUGUUUGCUGGUUCGGAAGAAACCCAGCGGACGCUCGGCCAGGCAACACCUGCGUGCCCACUUGCGCUGGUACCAAUCAACUGAAUUACCAGAAAGGUUUCCGGUACACUUACAAAUACACGACUGCCACAAACAGCUUCUUGCAGGGAAGUGUACGUGAGAGCAGUGGACUCACAGUAGAAUGUUUAGUCAUUAUCGAUGUUCUUCACAAGUGUCACCAUGUCUUAACACUUAGAAAUACAGAGAUUAAAGGCUCGAUGUCAAAUGACGUGGAACUUCUCCCAGGUCAGGAAAAGCUAAGAGCUUCCCUGGAGAAACACCCACUUCAGUAUUCAUUCCAAGAUGGCUUAAUCCCUGAGAUCUGUCCUUCAGACAGUGAAGAAAGUUGGGCCCUGAACUUUAAGCGAGGCAUUCUCAGUGUUCUCCAGGAUUCUUAUGCAGCAAAUAAACAGCAGACGGUUGAGGAGGUGGAUAUUUCAGGAAAAUGUUUGUCUACAUAUAAGGUGCAAGGUUCCCUCCUUACAAAGUCUAAAGACCUGAACCGUUGUUCGUUACGUGCUACAGCUGUCACUUCAUUGCAGUCAGUACUUCUACCUGAUUCUGCAUCCCACCAACAGAUCUUGGAUUCACAGCUGGAAUGUGUACAGAGCUACAAUGAUGGCACCAUUGAAAUGACCAUUUGCAAUGAGUCAAAUGUCUUUCAGCCUUUCUCCAAAGGAAGAAAAGGGGCAAAGACAGAAAUUCUCACCACACUGAAAUUUUUAAAGAUGGAGGAAGCGGUAUUCACGCCCAGAGCGGAACUGAAGGCAUUCCACCGCAGCACUCUGCUGUUUGAGAGAGAGGGUGGAGAAGAUAAAAAGACAGGAUCCUCGAGUGCGGAGCAAGUCGCAGAGUUAGUGAGGCAGCUCUGCAUUAUCAAAGGCAUGACCUUCGAGUCUGCAGAUCUCUUCAUGUCCCUGGUGUUUGACCUCCGGAGUCUUUCCAUAGGAACUCUCCGAGACCUGUGGCAACGGGCGCUGUUCAAAUGCAGAGACAACUGGCAGCCUCUGGUGGACACUCUCCCAGCCUGUGGAACUGAAGCAUGUGUCAGCUUCAUAACAGAGAUUGUCCUGUCCAAAGAGCUGGAUAGCGAUCGAACAGACACCUUUCUCUGGUCUUUGGCAUUCAUUCCUGAACCAACAAUACCAAUGAUUGCUACAGUUACUGCCCUGCUGAGAUCACCCGACACACGCACACAGGCCUUUCUUGGAAUUUCUUCACUGGUUCAUAACUUUUGUUCAAUGCGCAAUCGUUGUCAAGCAGUCCCAGAGGUGCAGGAGUUCAUGAAGAUCCUCGAAAAUUAUGUACAGGGAAACUGCCGAGCGCGGGAUCCUGAGAGAAAGGAGAAGGUGCUGUUGUCCCUGAAAGCAAUUGGAAAUGCUGGUCUGGCUGCCACAGCCCAGAUCCCAGUAUUGAAUAAAUGUCUACAGGCAAAAUCCAGUCUGCUGGAAGUGCGGCUUGCAGCUAUUAGUGCUUUCAGACGCAUUCCCUGUGAAGCUGAUCGCACUGUGUUAAGACAGCUAUACCAAACAGUGAAUGAAGAUGUCGAACUCCGAAUUGCGUCUUACUACAUGUUAAUGAAAUGUCCCAGUGAGCAGCUAUUUGAUACAGUGGCAGUGACUCUACACAAUGAAAGAUCCAGUCAAGUCGGCUCAUUUGUAUGGACCCAUCUGUCACAGCUAUUGGAAACUAAUGACCCUCUCAAGCAGCAGAUUAAGAAAAGUCUUCCAAAUGACAUUGUCACUAAAGAUUUUGACCUAGAACACUGGAAAUAUUCAUCUUAUGUGGAUGCCACCUUCCAAUCAGAAACAUCCUCUGUUGGGGCAAAUGCAGAAGCAGCCCUUGUUUUCUCUCCCAAGUCCUUCAUGCCACGCUCUGCAAUGGCAAAUUUGACCGUAUUUGUGAUGGGCUACGCUGUCAACCUCCUUGAGGUCAGCAUUCGACUUGAAAAUGCUGAAUACCUGGUGCAGAAGAUGUUUGGUCACAAACAAGCUCCUUUGAUGGAUGUUCCCAAGGGCAUGAAAAAUUCCGGGAAGAAAUGGAGGAUGAGAAAUCCACUGAAGUCUUCUGUUCAGUCUGUGGAGAAGCUGGGAGCCGGACGGAGGCACUCACUCAGGAAGCUUUCUGCAGCGAGGCAGCAGGUGGAGAAACCCAGGCUUCGAAAGGCUAAACAGAGCUGCCACAACGUGGACUACAGUGGAAUUUAUGAACUUGAGGCCAAAUUUACAAAACGGAUGGCAAAGAAGAAGAAGAAGCUGUCAUGUGGCCUGAGCAUGAAGAUAUUUGGAAAUGAGCUCAGCUUUUUAGACUGCAGCGAUGUGAGGACGCAGAUAAAGCAAUAUUCCCUAGACAUGGCAGAAAUUGCCAUCAAACUAUUAAAGGGUCAGGAAGUUCAGUAUAACAGAAGGAUCAGUCUAGCUACAGAGGAAUUGACGUUUUCGUCCAUCUCAGGCCUCCCUCUCAGGCUUGCUGUAAACGCAUCAGCUGCCACAAACAUUAAAAUUAAAGGGAACAUCGAUGUUAAGCAACGGACAGACUUUAUCAUCACUGGUUUCGUCAAACCAAGUGCUCACGUUCAUGUGUCUGUCCACAUGGGAGUUGAUGGGGCAAUUGGUAAGGCUGGUUUGGAGUGGGUGGCAGGAAUGAGAACAUUGACGAGCCUUGAUGGUGGAAUCCAGUUAAAAAAAGGACAAGACUUGAAAAUCUUCCUGAACACACCACAGGAGACUAUGGAGAUCAUUGAUAUCAGCUCAAGACUUUACACAACAAAUCCAAAUCGCAAGGAGGAAAUGAUUGGGUCCUUUGAUCGAAGGGAAGCAAGAACCUGCAGUGAAGAUGAAGUCUCCAGACAAAUUGGAUGGCAGAUUUGUUCCGAAAUGUCCUAUCCAUUGGGAACCUCUGGCCCUGCGUUUCCGCUCUCUGGCCCUGCUGAAGCUUCUGUCAUGUUAAUAAAGCGGGACAGAGGACUACAGCAAUAUCUGCUAGAGGCAGCGUACUCCUACGUUCCUCAGAAGAAUAGCUGGUUCCCGGCCGAGGCUGCGCUGCACUUUUUUAUGGGAACCCCGCAGUCCAUCGUGAACAGGGAUGUAGCUGUUGACUUUCAGCUGAACUACUCAACGCGAAAACUAUCAGCAAAAAUUAUUCACCCAAAGCGAAAGAUAAAAAUAGAUGGAGAGAUUACAAAAAUGAAACACUCCCGCACAGGACAGCUGGAAAUCCUCAUAGACGACAAAGACUUGUAUUAUAUUAAGGGAUGGACAAACUUGCAAAGUCUUGAUGGAGAGCAGAUGUUCUCCUCCCAGCUGGAAGCCAAACUCUCAAAACAUGGGAGCCCCAUGAUACUGUCUGGCAAUGUGACCAGAGUCCCUGGACAGAAAAUUGCAUUUUUUGUAUCACUGAACAAUGUAAUGCAAGAAACAGCUACUGUGUCAGUUCGUCUGGAGCAAAAGGUUGAUGAGAAACAGAGGCAGUAUACAAUAGAGGCAGAUACCUACCUACCACGCAUAGUGGGAUGCCAGAUCAUUGGCUUUGUGCAGCAAAGAGGAUCCACCUGGUCCUCCACACUACGAGGAAAAUAUGGCCUCUUUGAUGAUGCUCUGAAUCUUCGGCAUGAGUGCAACAUGGCUCAGAAGAUGAAGAGAGAGACGAGCCCUAUGGAAACACACAAACUCCAAGUACAACAUGAAUUUCACUGUACCCAGAUUACAUCCUAUAACCACAAGCUUCACCUACAACAUGAGGAGAGUGAGUCACGGACGCACACGCAGCUUGCAAUCAACUACGGAAAGCACUGGGAUGAGAUUAAUAACAGGAAGAAGAUUUUUAUCACACAGCUCUUCAAGAAUGACUCCAGCCCAAGUCUAACAAACUACUUCAUGGAGUUCACCUUGCAAAUUCCAGAGAAGCAAAUUAACUACAAGACACAACUGCAGCAUUCUCAUUCUCUGGAGGGCUACACUGAAAGCAACACACAUGCCAAAGUGCUGUACAAUGACAAGAUCCCAUUCCAGGCAGGAAUUCAGUGGAAGGAUACAUCAAAACCUAACCUAAAGAAGUGGGAAGGUUCAUUGAAGCUAGAUACGCCUUGGCUGUACCUUCAUACUUUGCAUAAGCUGAAUCAGCCUCACAUUCGUGCUUACCAAGCAAGUGUGGAAAUAACAGCAGCAAAAGCCGUAUCUGUGAAGAAUUUGGUCAUCUACACGUACUAUAAAAACAAAGGCAAUAAAAUGGAAGGAAGGAUCCAUAUUCACACACCCAGCACCACUUACUUAAAGGCAUCGACUUUUGGGCACAUUACAGAGAGUUCAUUCAGGAGCCACAGUGAGAUUGUCUCCCUUUGGAACCAUCCCAUUAAGAACAAAAUCCUUGUGGAAAGUAAAGAGAAACUGAAAUCUGCCUCGUUUUGGCUAAAGCAUCAGAAGAAGGAAUUUAAUUUCACGGCUAACUACACAAGCAGAGAGGAGCCAAAGAAGAAAAGGAGCAUCGCAGUGAUGGCUCUUUGGACAGACAAUAAAAGCCCACCUUUGAUAGUGCAGUUGAAUGGACAAAUCGAAGAAUUGAAGAGGGAGAAGAUGUUGUUCCAGAACCGUGCACUAAUUCAAUUUAGACACCCUUUCAAGCUGCCGGUACCAGAGAACAUCCUCCUACAGGAGACUUUCACCGUGGACAAGAGGAAGAAACACUACGUUUUGGAAGUGAAAGCCUUGGUGAAUGAGAAAGAUGAAACAAUUCACACGCUGAUCCUUGGAUACCAGCCUGAGAAACCUUAUAUCUGUGUCGCUUUAGCUCACCCUUAUAAUGGUGAAGUUAUUCCAAAGAACAUGGAUGUUUGUGUGAGGACAAAGACAGACCACGUGGCAACAUUUGAGGCAGAAGCAACAGUGAGAAUCAACAAAAGAGAUACCAUAAAGUUCCACGGACAAUAUCAGAAUAAAUCCACAGAUACGGAUUGCUGGCAUGUGGUGCAUUUUGAUGCAGACCACAGUCUUCAGAUACGAGUUCCUCACACUGUAACCCUGGAUGGGGAGUUGUUCACAAUGCAGAACAAGAAUGAGAUUUUCAACUAUGGAGCAAAUUGCAAAUUUACCAUCAAUAAGCUGGAUACAUCACAGUUUUCGAUUCAGGUGAAUGGCUCCUCAAAUCAGUUGAGAGUUUAUUCCCAGUUCAGCCAUCCAUACCAGUCAACAAUACCGUACACUUUCCAGACCUAUGCAACAGGGAAGAAUUAUGGAGAAAGCAACUAUAAUGGUACAUUCUACCUGCACUCUAAUGGCAAAGAUCUUGUGGUAACGGAGUUUGAUGUCGUGAAUGAAAGGAAAAAGAAUGUCAGAAUUCUGGGUAUUAGAGCUGUCUUACACCAGAGCUUUCUGACUGGGCCAGAGAACAGCCAAUUGCAAAUAACUGCAAAAUCAUACCAUUCAAGAUGUUUGGUGGUUUCCAGUCUGCAGUUCGAUGGGAAAGCUUUUGCAUUAGACAUGAUGGGACUAAAAGAGCACCAAGGUGGCCUGAUGUUAUCAAUGUCUGGUACUGUCCAACAUAAUAUGAACGCUGGGCAGUUAAUUCCACAAUACCUGCAUGUCGAUGCAACAUUAAAACAGCAAAUCAAUACCAACGAAGGUAACCUGAAUAUUGAAAUUGAUGACGUCCUGUACAGGCUACAGUUUCAAAAUAACAACACUUUUGGUGACAGUUCUGCCAAUGACUUGAUUGUCACCUUCAUGCAAAAUGGCAGUCUAACCUUCCCAGCAAUGGCUGAGUUUCAAGGUCACUUAGAGCUGGGUGAAGAAUCGAGAGUGGGACAGGCCUGUUGGCAGACCAAUGAUAAGUCGAUAUGCUUCCAGCUUUUACAGCUCACCAAAGCAAACCAGACCAAGGUCACUGGGAAAGUGAGCCACAACCUAGAAGAAUUGAUCACCACAGGUUUACCAGCUGACGGGAGACUCUCUCUGAAUUAUGAUCAUGUGAAUAAGAACCGUGCCGUUAUGAUUGAAAUGCAAAGUGGCAGUAAACACUUACAGGCUUCUGUCGAAAUGGAGAGAACAUUUACUGGUACCCCGACCUACCAGCUAACUACCAAUCUGCUGCACAGUUUGGAGGAACUGAGACAACUUGGUCUUCCAUUCUCAUCCACUGGAAGCUAUCAUUAUCAGAACCUCAGGAAUGGAUACAUUGCUAAUAUAAGUGUGAGACUGGAGAAACAGCACCUCCAAGCAGAGAUAGAACAGAAGAGCACUGCAAGAACAGGGGAGAUAUUCCUGUUGUUUAACCACAACAUAGAGGCAUUGUCUAACAGGAUACCAGGAACCAUUCAGGCAAACUGCAGUGGAGAAGCUUCUCAAAGGCUGCUUCUGGGACACUGUUCUGGAGCAGUGGCAGGCAAAUCCUUCGAGAGUGUACUGCCGGCAAGUUUCUCACUAAAUGGGACACUGAGGACAGACGGGUGUGAAGCAGACUUUACCGGCCACCUUCAGAUGGACAAUGAGUUUGCGCAGCUUGAAUGGCAGACUAUAUGGAGCCCAAUUCCCAGCAUAGACAUUGGUUUCAGGCACUCUAUUCCUUCCAUACUGACUGUGGGCAUCCCAAAGGACAACAGACUGCUGAUCCGAACAGGCAAAGGGACGAGACAUGAGGCCUCUGUUGAGUUUACCAUUGGCGAAUGCAGCUUACGAGCUGUCGGCGAUGUCAAAACCUCUGGCAACAGAAAAGGAGGGGGUGGAGCUUCAUGGUCAGCAUCUCUCCUGAACAGAUGCCUUAUCCUCGAGAGAGCGGGAAUCCCGCAAAAUCUGGACACAAUUGGCUCCUUGAACAUCGUCAGCUGCAACGUUGCAUUCAGAAUGAAUGUGCUGAAUGAUGGUGAGACAGCAGAAUUGCAUCUGGAGACGUCCUGUGAUCCCAAGUACACGGUGAAGGGCGUGUUCAAGCACAGUGUCCCUCGGCUGAGUGAACAGGGUGUCCCCAGAGAAAGCCAAAUCCUACUGAUGGCUGCAAAGGCCGCAAACAUGGAAGGCUCCAUCCUGCUGCAGUCUGGGAAUUGCAGAAUCCGGGCUGAUGGUAAUUUAAACUCUGGACCGAAAGCAGAGUGGACGUGGAUGACCGAAACGGAUUGCCAGAUAUUACAGAAUUUUAAAAUUCCAGCUCAGUCACAUUGUAAUGGAUCCAUAUACAUCGAAGAUUGUAAAGCAGAAUUUCUAACCAAUAUCCAGCUGGAAGACCACACUGCUCUCCUGGAGAUAAAUUCAGAAUGUGAUCCGAAAGUUAAUAUAGAGGUCAUAUUUCAGCACCAACUUCCAAUGCUAAAGGGGAUUCCAGCAAACAACAAACUCUUAUUUACAGCAGAAAAAAAGCAAAAAUCUGAGUUUGAAUUAGAUUUAUUGAUUGGAACUUGUAAUCUUCUGGCAAAUGGAGCUCUUCAAAUGAAAAAUAAAACAGAGUUAAACUUUUUGAUAAACAACAAAUGUAAGAAGCUGCAGGAUCUAGGAGUACCGCUGAAAAUUGAUGGAUCAGGUUAUAUUGUGAUAAAUGGAGUUAACUUUGACUCACAACUACAGAUCAACAUUGAUCAGACUAAACUAGAAGGUUUGCUCACUCUGAAAGCUGGUGCUAAUAAGCACGAGAUUAAUGCCUCAUUGUUUCACACCAUUGAUGGUGCCUCACGGCUUGGAAUUCCAGGAAACACAGUUGUCGCUUUAACAGCUGAGAAAGAGGGUGAUACGUACAGGCGGUCCAUCCGAUUUAUUGUCGAUGGCAAGCAGGUCAUUGGAGAAAUGACUUUCAUUCACAAGCCACAGCAUAUCUCCUUGAACUAUAAACUUACUCAUAAUAUUGAGAUGCUGAAGAUCCUAUUCGUAGAUAAAAACACUGAUAUACAGGUAAAUGCAGAUAUCCAGGGACAUGCUCCUAAUCUCGAGGGAUCAGUUCGAAUCAUUGUGGAUGGUGAGAAGUCCAUUGCAUAUGCAUUCAACACCUACUCAAACGAAGAACAUUUUAAAUUUAUCAUCAGGAACAAUCACAACAGCGAAAGCUUAGCGACUGCUGGAUAUCCAAAGGAGAUUGUGCUUUUGUUAAUUGCACAAAGAACUGAUGCCAAAGUGAGUGCAGUGUUUGACGUUCAAUGUGAUGCCAAGAAUAUGAAGUUAAGUUUCGAUGCACCCAGACAGUUUGAACUGGCAAUUGUUGCUGAAUUUAAAGUGGAAAUUCAGCAUCGGAUCCCCUUCAUCAAGCAGCUUGGUGUACCUUUCAGCAUCAAGGCUGUUUGCAAUGGUAUGCUGAAAGACACUGCUGUGGAUGCAUCAUUGAAGCUGACAUAUGAACCAGCUGCCAACGUGAUAUUGCAUGUGGAGGGAAUAAACCAACAUUACAAUAAGGAGUUGCAGUUCAUCGCUUUGCAGAAUAUCCCUACUCUCCAGAGCCUUCCCCAAGCAGUAGAAAUCUCAACCAAAACUAAUUACACUGAGAAUAUGAUCAAAGGAACUCUGAAUGCCAUGUUGGAUGGAAAGAAACUGGAUGCUUUCACCAUUGUAACUAUUGGUAAUUCCAGUUAUGGUGAAGUAUUGGAGAUGACCCACACGUUCACACAGUUGAAAAUAAUUCCUAAACAAUUGGUCUGUAACACAGUUUAUCAAAGGAUUGGCCGAACCUACAAGCUCAGUCACAAUUCCACAUGGGAGGACAAAGAACUGAGAUUUUUCGGGAACUACAGUGGACCCUUCCCAAAGAUAUUUGGGCGUCAUGAAACCCAUGUGAGCUUUCUCCACCCGUUUGCUAUCCCAUUGCCUCAUCAAUCGCAGCUCAGAAUGAGCCUGUCUCAUUCUCUCCUCAGUCACCAGGAUGAUGUUGUAAUUAACUGGAACAACAAAGAUCAGGUGGUUCUACUAGCUUCUCUGAAUUUGGAUAAAGACCGACUGGACAGUGGAGUCCACCUCCAGCAUCCAUUCAAACUUUCUUUGAAGAAGUUUGAACUACAGUGUCUUUCUGAAAGAAAAGAACAUAAAUACAAUCAAAAGGCCCAUGUUUCCUGGAAUGGAGGCCAACCCGUUGAUCUUAAAUUCACAUUAGAAUACGCUUUGGAAAGCAACUUAACAACCUGGGACACAUGUGUGGACUUUUCUUCAGGCCAGCUGCAGCCCUUGCUUCUGAUUCAAUCUGUACACAGUUGUGGAUCGGUCAUGUCCACCCAAAACUCUUUCACUGAGAGCAUGGAGCUCCAUUGGAGUGACAGGAAAAUCAAUCAAAGCUUUGAAUAUCAGAAUAACAGACCAAUGAGACCAGACAGCAUCGGGAUUGCUGCCACUUUCUCCAAUGUUUUCCAGUCCUCUUGUGAAAGGCAGGACAUUUUUGGGAAGAUCCAAACUGAUUAUCGUGACCAGCUGCAUCACUAUCUGAAAUUGGCCCUCUGCAACAUGUCAAAUUCAAUCAAACUGUCAGGAAAGCACCAGCGGAAUAAAGGAGAAAUUGUUCUCUCAUCCCAAACCCGAGUCAGUCUUUCCAGUGAUGAAAAGCAUGACAUGAUGUUGGCAAUGUCUCUGAGAAAUAAUGGACAGGCAAAUGUAAAGAACUACUCUCUUGACAUGGAGUGGAGAGCUUCAGAAGUCAGUCACCUAGGCCUGCUGGGGACGUACACUGCCUCAGCCAUCAAGAGGAGAAUGGCUUUGGAGGCAAAGAUUGAUAGCAAAGAGAAAAUUAAACUUGCCAGCACACGCGAGAGAGGAUGUCAGCGUUUUUACACUGGAUAUACUUCUGGUGGACCUGAUGAGGAGGGAGUGGCAUUCGCUCUUUGCUCCAGUGGAAGAGGCAGUGCAAAAGCAGAACUGUAUCAGACACUGAAUGAGACGAAGAAGGGAGAACUGGGCCACCUUGCGGUUGCAGUUGUCAACAAGACAAUGCAGAAUGUGCUGAGGGUAACAGCACAAGGCUGUGGUCACCUCAUUACCAGGACAGAGGCCAAGUUUUCAGAAAUAAUUUUGCAGUUUAAGAACCACUUGCUGAAAAAGCUCAAAGAUUUUGAUCUACGUGUUUGGAAAUUCAGGAAAAAUGUUGAAGGUGUUGAGCUCCUACAUGAGACAUGUGGUUGGUUGUUAAAGGUUUCACAGAAGACAGCAGACGUGAUCAGGAAUGGCGGUAAACCAUUCCGUCAGUUCUGGAAGCUGAGCAGAGCCAGGCAGAUGUUGCUGCAUGCUGUCCCAUUGUACCUAGCAAAGCUUGAAGAAAUGUUGCAACAGUUACAAGGAGAACUCCAAAAACCGGUGGCCACAUUAAAGGGUGCUUACUAUGAUGUCACACUGAAGGAACUAGAUCAAGAAUGGAAACAGAAGACUGAGGAGUAUCUGGAAAAGAUUCAAUCUUUUAUACCCACCAUUGUUCAGGAUACAUGGCUGCUACGUUCAGUGCCGAAAGUGCUCCAUAUUACCAAGCAAGUAUUUGAUUUGGCAGUGCAACAAAUAGUGAUGUGGGCAGAGACAAGAAUCUCCAAAGCCACGAGUAAGAUCCAUAAGCCACUUGCCAAUCUCUACAAAUACUCACCCGAAGAUUGCUCUGUCGUGGUGAAUGUGCCAUUGUUGCCAAUGGGGAAUCAGUUGCUUGACGUGGCUAAGAUUACCAACUACCUUGUUGAAACCAAACUAAUAAAGACGCUGAGGAGUCUGUACAAUAUAAACCCAGUUGCCGAAUAUUACAGAUUAAAGCACAGGAUGCUGGACAGCCCCUUUGAACACCAAGCCCUACUUAUUGGAAGCAAGCACUACGUGACGUUUGAUGGGAAGAUCUAUGAUUUUGCCAGCCAGUGUAGUUUUCUUUUAGCCAAAGAUUUCCAAAGGAACACCUUCACAAUGUUACUGAAUCAUGAGAGUGAUGGCAAGAGGUCUAUCCGUGUGGAAAUGAAUCACACUGUCAUUGAUAUAUACCCAGGAAUAAAGGUUGAAGAGAAUUGCAAAGUCAUUGAACUUCCCCUGAUGAAAAAUGGAGUUACAGUCAGUAAGGACCUCAAUGAAGUCAAAGUGUCAAAUCAAAAUGGAGUGACAGUAUCAUGUGAUAUGCAACAUGAUGUCUGCAGUCUGACUCUUCCUGGGUGGUACCAUGGCUUAUCAGCUGGUCUGUUUGGAACAAAUGAUAAUGAAGCUGGGAAUGAGUUCACACUGCCCAAUCACUGUCAGACUGAGAAUGUGGAAGAGUUUGCACACAAGUGGCAGAUUGAUGUAUCCUGCCGUACCACAGGCAAGAAGGUCAAACUAUGCUUUGGCAGUGCUUUUCAGUACAUCUGCAAAAUAUUUUUCAAAGGUCUCUACUCACCGCUGAGAAAUUGUUUCAGAGUGGUGGAUCCAAUUCCAUUCUAUGACAUGUGCCUGAGUGAUAUGUGUGAAUCCUCGGACCUGCAGCCAGGCUGUAACCUCGCAGCUGCCUUUGUCCACUUAUGCAACAGGAAUUUCGUCCCUCUGGAAAUUCCGUCACAAUGUGAGGCUGACAAGGACAGUGACACCAUGCAGAAUGAUGACGUGGUAGAUACUACACAAAGACUAACACUGAAACCAGCUGAUGUCCUCUUUAUUAUUGAGGAAAGAGACUGUAAUAAGCCCAUUGUCAUGAAACUUCCUUCACUUAUUAACUCAUUAGUUGGAACCUUCAAAAAGCAAGGAAUCAUGGAUGUGAAAUUCGGUUUCAUUGGCUUUGGCGAUGAAGGAGUUCAUGAGCAGCACCUCCUCGCUGUAAAGAGAGAUAACUCAUCUUCAUGGCACUUGGAAAAGGAGCUGGGUAACCUGUUGUUCACCCGCAAUGUCUCUCACAAUGUGCCAGCUGCUAUAACUCUGGUAACACAGUGGCCUUUCCGUGUUGAAGCGAUUAAGAGUGCAGUUCUACUGACUUGCUCCAGAUGUCAUCAAAACUAUGAGUUGUCCGAAGAUACUUUGCAUACCUUGCUGACAUCCUCAGGAAUCACAUUGCACGUGUUAAAGGACAUAAAGUUCCAGCUGAAGAGUGGAGACAGCAAUGCCAGUGUUGUUGGCCUGGAUGAUAGCAGUGUCUUUACAGUCAACAGUAGUGGCUACAGUGGAAGCCGACUGUUUAAAACAUCUCACCAUCACAUUGCACUGCCUGCUGAGGAUAUGUGUCUAGCUGCAGCGAUCAAAUCAGGAGGUGCAAUAUUUGAUUCUUCAAAGUUCAUCUCGCAAAAUGAAAAUUUCCUUCGGUUAUUUAGCCACCAGGUCACCAGGAGGCAUAAGACCAGCAAGUGUGAGAUUUGCCAACCCACCACAGGUUGAAAUGGCUUCACAUUUGAUAUCUGAGUUGACUGCCUUUAGCAAAGAGAAUGUCUGAUAAGUAUAGUGCGAGGAGCACAUAAUGACAAAUGUAUUCUACAGACUGUAACACCCAUGGAAUUAAAGGCUUUUUUUCACAUUCACAACAUUAUUGCAGGCCACAUCACGACCCAUUACUCUAAGAUAAAAAUUAUUGCGAAUGAAUGAACGAAACAAUGGGCAUAUCAGCCAGUGUCUUGUUCAUACUGUCAGCCCAAUGCUGGAAUUAUUUUCCUAGCACAGCAGUGGGGAGGAUAUUUUUAAAACUCCCUAAAUCAUUGUUGAUCUCUGUACAAAAUAUCCUUGAAGGUUCACCAGAAAUAAUUAAUGUGGAUGAAGAGUGGAAGCUAAGCAUGACAGAUAAGAUGUGCUUCAGAAACACAGGCUUGCAAACUCAUGGUCUGACAUUUCAGCUGAACAAAGCUGAAAGGUGAUUUGUGCUGUUUAGCGUAACUGUGCUGCAUAGAUAACUGUGUCAGGGCACCUGCCAUCCAUGCAACUUAAUAUGGGUUGUCAGGAGACGUUUGAUUUCUUCAUUUUCAACUUACUGAAUUUUCUGAAUCAUUCUGUAGCUAUUGAUUCUGUAGCAGAUCCAGAGGCUUGGAUUCUGCUGAAGAGGCAUAGAACAGCAGUAUUUAUUUUAUAAUGGGUGACAGAACACAUUUGAUGAGUUCAACGUGGGAUAAACGCGGGCAGAUUGAGGUUUUGCUAGUUUGCUUUGCAAAUCUUGAAAUCAAAAUCUUUUUCAACACAUUUUACAGACUCCAGGGUCCACAUUAAUUGCUGAUCAUUGCAUUGUGCUGUGAUAAUUUGUAAGGCCUGUUGAGUUUACUCUUGUUUGCAUUGGACAUCAAAAACUGGUUGGAUUACACAACAAGGUGAAGAGAAUCAGUCACUUUAAAGAACAGAGUUUCUAUCACAUUCAUUGGCAGGUAUGAUCGGUAGCAGAGAAUCAUUAUGGUUAACAGGGCAGUGAAAAUUAUAUCUACUGCUCCUUCUACACAAGCCACAAACUUUAGCAGGCAUCUUCAUUAGUCCAAUUAGAUAAAUUUAGUUAUGGAAGUAAUAUUUGGAACAUCCAAGAAGACAACGGUCUGUUGAGUAGCAGUAAUAAUUUACCACCGAAUUGUAUAUAUCUCAAUUUUACAUAAAAUUUGUGCCUUUUUAUUUUGUUUAUCAAUUUAAAAUAUAACUACAUUCCCUAUCUCUGAAACACUUUGUACUAAUUAAAUGAAUACUGGAUUUUUGGUAAAUGUAGACUAUCAGUCUCAAUGAGGUAUGAUAUCAGUAAGUGAAACGCAGAUAAUAUUUCCCUUUUAGACGUCGAAUGUCCUGAAAUAUGGCUUUCAGAUUCAUGUUGGCUUGAGGAAUGUAUAAAUAGUAUGACUUGCAGGUUUUCUUUGUUUGUUAAUUGAAUUAUCCAUUUUUGGAAUCUAGAGAAAGCAAUGUUUUGAUUAUAUCUUGUAAUUCUCAGUUUUUCAGUUUUGUUUCGUUGUACUAGUGAAAUUAUUUUAUUCAAAUAUUGUAAUAAUUUCUAGUCAUUAUAAUUCUGCAAUUGGAGGGGACUAAGUCUUGCACAUGUUUUCAAUGUCUUAGUUCUCCCUUACCUCAUCAAUACCAUGCACUUUUAUAUUUGGUUGUGUUUAUGGAUUAAUUUUUAAAAAAUAAUAAAAUUAGGUUAGAAGUU